AUGCCAAUGAGGUUGGAUUUUAGUACGGCAAUUACUUAUCUCAACUUGGGAGUAGCUCUUGGCCUUCCCUAUGCAUUUUACAUGUACUUCACGGCGCUUCGUAAGCGUGCACUGCUUGAAGCGAUCCCGACUGUUGGCCAUGAUGGCAUAUUCACCUCCUACAUAACCAUCUGGAGAUACUUAUUCGAUGGACGUGCGCUUAUCGAGGAAGGUUGUCGCAAGUAUCCAGGAUCGGCAUUCAAGAUCCCCACCAUCGACGGCUGGCAAGUAGUUGUCAAUGGACACCAGAUGUACGAUGGUUUACGACGGGCAUCUGAGGACGAGUUGUCUACAUUUGAAGCCCUGGACGACUUAUUCAAGGCUCGCUAUACGAUGUCACCUCAUCUGAACGACAAUCCUUACCACGUCGAUGUCAUACUCACUUCCCUCACCCGCAACACCGCUGCAAAAUUGGAUGACAUCAGGGACGAAAUUCGACAAGCUUUCCAGGACUUUAUUCCUGCAACAGAGGAUUGGACCGAAUAUUCAAACCUUCCGAAACUUAUGCCAAAGAUCGUCGUACGCGUGUCCAAUAGGGUGUUUGUUGGUCUGCCUCUCUGUCGCAACAAGGAUUGGUGUGACCUUAACGUCAAAUUUACUAUUAGCGUUGCAGUCAAUGCACUCGUUAUCGGUCUGUUCCCAAAGUUCUUACACCCGAUCGUUGGGCGUAUAUUCAGUUCCCGUCGCUCAAGCCUACGACGAGCAACGAAGCACCUUUCUUCUAUAUUGAAAGAACGAAUGGAGACGGAAAGCCAAAAUCAUGGUUCUGGCGUUGAGCAGUCAUAUGAACCAAAUGAUUUGCUCUCCUGGCUCGUUGACAAACGCGAGAAAAUAGGUGAGGACUGGCAGAAGGCUUCAGUAGAGGAUUUAUCCCUCCGAGUGAUUGCAAUCAAUUUCGCGGCAAUACACACGACUUCUGGUUUUUUCACGCAUGCCCUUUAUGAUCUUGCUGCCAACCCUCAGCUCGCUGACCCUCUGCGCGAUGAGUUUACUUCCGUAAUAGAAAGUGAAGGGGGAUGGACGAAGUCCGCCAUGUCAAAAAUGUAUAUGUUGGAUAGCUUCUUGAAGGAGUCGGCCAGGAAAGGGGUGGCGUCAGUUAGUGUCAUUCGGAUAGCUCUCCAAGACUUCAUGUUACCCAACGGUAUUCGUUUACCUACGGGGACGAAAGUAGGAAUAGCGGCGUACCAUACCCAUCAUUCUGAAAAAACGUAUCCCGCUCCGGACACCUUCCAAGUUGCACGGUUCGCCGAAAAAGGCGGGAAUACCAGAAAUUGCAUGACCACUCUAUCUGAAGAUUGGUUAACGUUUGGUACGGGCAAACAUGCCUGUCCAGGUCGUUUCUUUGCCGUCAACCAGCUCAAAAUGCUCAUGGGAUACGUUCUUCUGACUUACGACGUCAAAUUCUCUGAAAAACAAGCAAAUUUCCCUCACCCACUGUGGUUCGCAAACACCGUCAUACCUAAUUCGAGCGCCAGAGUGAUGUUCAGAAGGAGGAAGAUGUGA
Marasmius oreades (fairy-ring Marasmius) is the source of this 1542-nucleotide messenger RNA. RefSeq lists its product as uncharacterized. The transcript is spliced from 13 exons. Lineage: Eukaryota; Fungi; Basidiomycota; Agaricomycetes; Agaricales; Marasmiaceae. The record is from RefSeq and is a predicted model, not a curated record. The coding region runs from base 1 to 1542 and encodes 513 amino acids. Gene Ontology annotation, molecular function: iron ion binding; monooxygenase activity; oxidoreductase activity, acting on paired donors, with incorporation or reduction of molecular oxygen.